Saccharomyces cerevisiae S288C is the source of this 699-nucleotide messenger RNA. It is a transcript of the gene GCG1, whose product is annotated as gamma-glutamylcyclotransferase. NCBI's taxonomy places the organism in Eukaryota, Fungi, Ascomycota, Saccharomycetes, Saccharomycetales, Saccharomycetaceae. Gene Ontology annotation, biological process: glutathione catabolic process; glutathione metabolic process. The transcript has a single exon. Gene Ontology annotation, molecular function: glutathione specific gamma-glutamylcyclotransferase activity. Gene Ontology annotation, cellular component: cytoplasm; nucleus. The record is from RefSeq and is marked reviewed. The coding region runs from base 1 to 699 and encodes 232 amino acids.
AUGACUAAUGACAACAGUGGUAUCUGGGUCCUAGGCUACGGAUCUCUGAUUUACAAGCCUCCGUCUCAUUACACGCAUAGAAUACCGGCAAUAAUUCACGGUUUUGCUCGUCGGUUCUGGCAAAGUUCCACUGAUCAUAGGGGUACACCUGCAAACCCAGGAAGAGUGGCCACACUAAUCCCGUAUGAGGAUAUUAUAAGGCAAACUGCCUUCUUGAAGAAUGUGAAUUUGUAUAGUGAAAGUGCACCUAUCCAGGAUCCCGACGACUUAGUCACCAUAGGGGUAGUGUAUUAUAUACCACCAGAACAUGCUCAAGAGGUUAGAGAGUAUUUGAACGUAAGAGAACAAAACGGGUACACUCUACAUGAGGUUGAGGUGCAUCUAGAAACUAAUCGGGAGCACGAGGCAGAAUUGGGUGAAGCAUUAGAACAGUUGCCUCGGCACAACAAAUCGGGUAAACGGGUACUACUUACUUCGGUGUACAUUGGUACAAUAGAUAAUGAGGCCUUCGUCGGACCAGAGACCGUGGAUGAAACUGCGAAAGUAAUUGCCGUGUCGCAUGGACCUAGUGGAUCUAACUAUGAAUACCUUGCAAAACUGGAGCAAGCGCUAGCGCAAAUGCCCAUCAUGAAAGAGCGAGGGCGUAUUACCGAUCAUUAUCUGACUGCUCUAUUGGAGACUGUAAAUAAAUACAGGUGA